Molecule: messenger RNA, 675 nt
Organism: Rotaria sp. Silwood1
Lineage: Eukaryota; Metazoa; Rotifera; Eurotatoria; Philodinida; Philodinidae
Source: the annotation of a GenBank genome assembly
AUGUCUGAUGAUAAUGCAGAUAUUACUAUAUGUUAUGACGCACUUGAAUAUAUUCUAUCAGAAACACAUCAAUAUAGUUCAAGUUUAAAAUGGUAUGAAAAAUCACUUGUAAUUAAAAAGAAAUUAUUUGAUCCCAAUGAUCUACAUAUAGUAUCUAGGCAUAAUUCAAUUGCUUCACUGCAUCUUACUAAUAAUGAUUAUAAUCGAGCAUUAGAAUCUUAUGAAAAAGCAUUUCAAAUUCUUCAACGAAAAUAUGGCGAUGAUCAUCCACGUCUAGCAGAAUGCUAUAAUAAUAUGGCAAUGGUUCGUAAAAAUCAACAACAAUAUCAAGAAGCUCUUAAUUUAUAUAAAAAAGCAUUAUCUAGUUAUGAAAAACAUAAUGUUGAUAAUAAUAUUAAUUUAGCUUUGUCUUAUAAUAAUGUUAGUUUAGUUUAUCAUCAUCUAACUGAAUAUGAUCUUGCAUUAGAAUAUUGUAAUCGAUUAUUAAAAACUUAUGAAAGUAUUCUUCCACUUAAACAUUCACUUAUGUCAAUAACAUUGGAAAAUAUUGCAAAUAUUUAUUACGAUAAAGGAGAUUUUCGUCAAGCACUUAAAUAUUAUGAGAAAGCAGCUAAGAUUUAUUAUCAUGUUUUACAAAUUCGAAUGAUUAUUAAAAAUAUUCAAGCAAAAAUCUAA